Messenger RNA from Mauremys reevesii (Reeves's turtle), 3122 nucleotides. RefSeq names its product solute carrier family 7 member 1 (gene SLC7A1). The transcript is spliced from 12 exons. Bases 422 to 2317 code for a protein of 631 amino acids. Gene Ontology annotation, cellular component: plasma membrane. Gene Ontology annotation, molecular function: amino acid transmembrane transporter activity. The record is from RefSeq and is a predicted model, not a curated record. Lineage: Eukaryota; Metazoa; Chordata; Testudines; Geoemydidae. Gene Ontology annotation, biological process: amino acid transport; transmembrane transport.
UCCGAGGCGCGCCCCACGUUGCGGCCUCCGGCUACUUUGCGCUCCGCCUGCUCCCUGAGCUCCCACAAUGCUGUCUGCGGAAAGGGAGGAGGAAGGGGGCUCCCCGGCCGGCUCCUUGCAAGCCCGCCCCUCAUUCAGAGAGGGAGGAGGAGCCGCCCAGCCUGCCACCCGGCGGGGCUGCCGCUGACCGGACAGGAGCCGAGGUGCGCAGAGAGCCGGAAACUGCGCCCGCUUGCCCUGCACAUACCCGCUCCCCUCCCGCAGCAGCACCUGCCGCGUGUCCUCCGGAGAUCGCCGGCUGGGGACGGCGCCUCUCUCCCUCGGGCCCCCGCACCGGUCUCGGCGCCCUUGGCACAAGCCUGGCCCAUCUGCGGCUGCAGCCGCCCUUCCAGCCGGGCACGGGCAGGGUCUCCACAAAAGGAUGGGUUGCCAAGGACUUCUCGAUUUUGGAAAGAAGCUGCUUCGCCGGAAAGUUGUGAACUGGAGCAGAGAAGAGAGCAAGCUGUCACGAUGCCUCAACACUUUUGACUUGGUGGCUCUUGGUGUAGGUAGCACACUUGGUGCGGGUGUCUAUAUACUGGCUGGCGCAGUGGCACGAGAAAACGCGGGACCUGCGAUUGUUAUCUCUUUCUUGAUUGCCGCAUUGGCUUCUGUGUUGGCUGGACUUUGUUAUGGAGAAUUUGGUGCUAGAGUUCCAAAGACUGGGUCUGCUUAUCUCUAUAGCUAUGUGACCGUGGGUGAGCUGUUAGCAUUCAUCACUGGAUGGAAUUUAAUUCUUUCUUAUGUGAUUGGAACAUCAAGCGUGGCCAGAGCAUGGAGCGCGACGUUUGAUGAACUUACAGGCAAGCACAUCGAGCGCUUCUGCCAAGAGCACAUGACCAUGAACGCUCCAGGGGUGCUAGCAGAAUAUCCAGAUAUCUUCUCUGUUCUCAUCAUCUUCAUCUUAACAGGGCUUUUAACUUGUGGAGUGAAAGAAUCCGCAAUGGUAAACAAAAUAUUCACCUGCAUCAACGUUCUCGUUCUCGGCUUCGUUAUGGUGUCAGGCUUUGUGAAGGGAUCAGUCAAAAACUGGCAUCUCACCAUCGACGACAUCUAUAACAUGAUCAAUGAUUCAUAUAGAGACAAUCAAACACAGGUGGGAGAUCUGAAGCAUGGCGUUGGGGGGUUUAUGCCCUUUGGAUUCAAUGGAGUCCUCUCAGGGGCAGCCACAUGCUUUUAUGCCUUCGUAGGAUUUGACUGUAUUGCCACCACAGGCGAAGAAGUGAAAAACCCUCAGAAAGCGAUUCCCAUUGGCAUCGUCGCCUCGCUCCUGAUCUGCUUCGUCGCUUACUUUGGUGUGUCAGCUGCCCUCACGCUCAUGAUGCCCUACUACUUGCUCGAUCCAAACAGUCCUUUACCCAAUGCAUUUCAAUACGUGGGCUGGGAGGGUGCCAACUAUGCAGUGGCCGUUGGUUCACUUUGUGCCCUUUCUACUAGCCUUCUUGGCUCCAUGUUUCCGAUGCCUAGAGUGAUUUAUGCUAUGGCAGAAGACGGGCUGCUGUUUAAAUGUUUGGCUACGGUCAGCAAGCGAACCAAAACCCCAGCAAUAGCUACGGUAACUUCAGGGGCUGUGGCAGCUGCCAUGGCCUUUCUUUUCGACCUGAAAGAUCUUGUGGAUCUUAUGUCCAUCGGGACCCUGCUGGCUUAUUCCUUGGUGGCAGCCUGCGUAUUGGUACUGAGGUACCAGCCAGAGCAGCCUAACCUGGCCUACCAGAUGGCUAGUACAACGGAGGAGCCGGACACCAACGAGUCUGCGAGCACCAGUGGAUCGCAGGCUCCAUUUCUGCCUGAAGAGGAGGAGAAAGAGUCCCAAAACUCCAUUCUGUUUCCCCAAAACUCAGAUCCCUCCAGACUCUCUGGUUUGGUGGUUAACAUCUCAUCUUGUAUCAUAGGUUUACUUAUCAUCAGCUGCUGUAGCUUUACUGUCCUUGGCAAAGACCUGCUGAUAAAAGGGACUGUGUGGGCUAUCGUCAUGAUUGCCGUGCUCGUUCUCUUUUGCCUCAUUGUCGGUUUAAUUAUUUGGAGACAACCUGAAAGCAAAACCAAGCUCUCGUUUAAGGUACCUCUUUUGCCUUUACUUCCUAUUCUGAGUAUUUUUGUGAAUGUUUAUCUCAUGAUGCAGCUGGAUAAAGGGACCUGGAUACGGUUUGCUGUCUGGAUGUUCUUGGGUUUUAUCAUUUACUUUGCAUAUGGAAUGGGGCACAGCAUGGAAGCUACAGAUUCAGCACCGCCAGAUUCAGAAAGAAACAUGGACCUCAACUCGGACAGCUGCAAAUGAUAGCGUGUUUGGCUGAAGAGCAGCCCAGCCGUCACGUCAGACGAGGAAGCUUCAUCUCGGGGACCCUGAACUACUUCCUCUGUUGACCCGUGCAGCAGAGGAUGGGAUUCCCAGCCUUGCUUGCUGCAAGUUGAAGAUCGAUUUACCUUGGUGAUGCUGUAAAAAGGGAUCACAAGGAAAACACCGCGCCUCUGGCAUACUCCCAACAACACUGUUCCCUGGACUGCAGGCACUCGCUCGCUCUCUCUUUUUUUUUUUUUAAAUGUAUGGAAAGAAAACCGCUCCUCUGUGUGCCAGUUAACCUUCAAUGCUGCUAUGAGACUAGGCCUCCUGAAAGUCCUCCUUUCAGUAGUCCUGUGAAUUAACUCCCCAGGUACUUGUUUUUAAAUGGAACAGACUCUGCAAUGCUAAUGUCAUUCCUAGAUCAGAACCUUGGAUCAAGUGAUGUGGGCUGUAUCACAAAAAAAGUCUCUCACCAAAAAUAAUCUCCCAUCUGGUUAAAAAGUGCCUGCAAUGAGUUACAUUUUACAGAAAAGCAUCCAGUGGCAUUAUUUUAAUUGUAUUUAACUUCUGAAUAGAUACUUGUAUACUUUAAAAUGCAGCUUUGCCGUGAUGUUUAGGGGAGCUGCUCUUAGGCUGAAUUCCCUUUUCCUUCAUGCAGCUAGUACAGACAAAUGCUUCUGUGAAUAACAGACCCCACCGCUCACUAGAGGGGCCUCCAGCUGUAGCUGUAAAUCUGCUUGGUGUAAGUAUCAGAGGGGGAGCUGUGUUAGUCUGGAUCUGUAAAAAGCAACAAAGAGUCCUG